CACGCCCAUUUGGAGGUUCCUUGACCGCGUCCUCUGUCACUUCCAUCCUGGAUCUCGACGGCUCUGGUCCGGUUCUUGUGAUCGACAUGCGGUAAUGUAGGUAGUGGUUUCUUCUCACCAAACACCGUUGUACUCUUUCCCCCGACACUAGUAUGCAAACAUUUCUAGAGCGCCACAACGGAUCCUCCCUUCUCUUCCGAGAGGAACAACCCAAGUGCCUGGAGCAACCAAUAAUUUCGUGAUUAUUGAAUAUCAUCGACAGUGGGAUGGAUGACAAGGUUGUCGACUGCCUAAUCUCUCGCCUGUCAUCCAUGGAUAUAUAUCUACCUGAGCUUACAUGCCACCACCCGCGAACUGACAAGCGCUGUACCUCCCCGCCGGGGACCCGACGAAUUUGUAUAGAAAAGCCAGCCAUUGGCCACCAUUGACCGGUCAUAUGCCUCCUCCCAGGACCAUGGCCAUAUUAUACAAAGUGGGGAUAAGAGUGCCAGGACAGGUCCUCUCAUCCUCCACAGCACCUCCUGCGCCCAAUAACGGGGCGCUGGCUGGACCAAAGGAGGGGGUUGAAACUUUCACCUCCCCGGAGGUCGACAACAAUCUUGGUCAAAAGCAAGGCAGCGGCAACACAGCCAUCAACAAAGCAGACGACCUGCCCGUUCUAAUCAAGGUCAGUGGACACCACUGGUAUCCCAAAGACGGGCCACGCAUCCUUGAUUCCUGCGGUGGCGCGGGUGUUGCCUGCCUUGGCCAUGGCCGUCAGGAUGUCAUGGAUGCAGCUCUAGCGCAGAUGAAGGCCUUCUCCUAUGCCGCUCACGCACACUUUGAGACAAAGACGAGCACCUGCGGCAACGUGAAGAAAGUGUACCUCAUGUGCUCUAGCUCGGAAGCCGUAGAGGCGGCCCUCAAGCUGAGCAGAGAAUAUUUUGUGUGGAUAGGCGAGCCGCGGCGUGUCAGCUUCAUUGCGCGGCGGGUGUCGUACCACGGCACGACUCUGGGCUCGCUUUCGGCAUCCGGCCACGCUAACUGCCACUACAUCCCCGCCUGCAAUCCGUACCGCCAGCGGCGGCUAGUUGACGGCGGCAGGAAUGGAGAGGAGUCGGACGCCGCCUUCGUAACCAGCAAGGCCGCUGAGCUGGAGCACGAGUUCCAGCGUCUCGGGCCCGGCACGGUCGCGGCCGUCAUCCUCAAGCCCGUAGUCAGCGCCGCACUUAGCUGCAUCCCGCCGUCCCGGGCUAUCCAGGUCAUGUGCGGCAUGGGCCGGACGGGGACGCUUCACCCGUGGGAGCAGGAGCACGAACACGAACAUCAACACGACACGCGGGAACUAGCAGCCGCCGUAGUAGUGCCAGACCUCCAGACCAUCGCCAAUGGUUUCGCCGGCGGCUACCAGCCGGCGUAUAACAUCACGGCCGACCUGGUGGUGGAUAUGGUGGAGCGGGUUGCAGUGGCUGUCGAAGAGGUGUUCCGAGCCCUUUGA
Molecule: messenger RNA, 1477 nt
Organism: Lasiosphaeria miniovina
Lineage: Eukaryota; Fungi; Ascomycota; Sordariomycetes; Sordariales; Lasiosphaeriaceae
Product: pyridoxal phosphate-dependent transferase
Exons: 7
Coding region: 437-1477 (346 amino acids)
Cellular component (GO): cytosol
Molecular function (GO): pyridoxal phosphate binding; transaminase activity
Source: RefSeq, a predicted model, not a curated record